AUGAUAGUGAAAUGCAUACACAGGCACCUCCUGUCAGGCCAACAACAGCAAAAGUUUCUCAAUGAAUACAAAAUCCGAACCAUGUUGGAACAACCUAUAUUCCACUAUUCCAGGAAACCACUUCCCCAGCUUCUGUUGGGCCAAUUGUACAAGCAGUCAGAAAAGCUAUCGUCGAGUUUCAUUCUACAGAAUGCUCGGGAAACUAUUGAACAUCUACUCAUCUACAAUGCUAGAAGGUUGCGAGAGUUUAGAAGUCUUCCAUAUCUUGUUGUUCUUAAUCCAUCAAUUCUGGAGAGCUAUGACUCUUAUCUCCAGCUGAUGAGUGCCUUGCUUAAGGCUAGCUUGUAUACACCACACACCCCGGAAGAGAAUGCCGAAUUUACAGAAACAGUCUUGAGCGAAUUUAUCGAUAUACAUGCUGAUACGUUGCCCAGCUUGUCCAAGGGAUUUGGCGAAGUGAGCAAUCUUUUGAGUAUGAAACAGAUUACCCAAUUUUUGGAUCGCCAUUUGAGAGAGAGGAUAAGUAUGCGACUUAUUGCUCAUCAGCAUAUUGAGUUGUCGCGAUCAAUUGCAGGGGAUUAUGUCCCAGGUGGGAGAUACAACGGGGUGGUUAAGUUGCUACAUCUACCCGACGUUAUCAGAAAGAAUGCCGAGGUAGUGAAUGAUAUCACAAUGAUGAAGUAUGACCAAUCUGUGCAGGUGAAAAUUGAUACCAAUUUAGGAUACUACUGGAGCCAGGCAGACCCGGUUCCACCGGAGAAAGUUUUGAACUUCCCCUACAUUGAAUACCACUUGGACUAUAUAUUUAUGGAGGUUUUCAAAAAUUCUUUUAGGGCGCAUAUUGAAAACAAGAUUUCCGAUCCAGUUACAGUCACAAUAUCAGCAUCUCAACAAACACCUAGGUUUAUGGAAAUUCGCAUAAGAGACAAAGGUAAGGGCAUCCCCCCAAGGACUUUGAAACACAUUUUCGACUACUCAUUCACCACAUAUGAGAGUAACGAAGGAGAGAGUUUUAAAACGUUAAAUGUUCCACCUGAACAUCUUGGUGGUGGCCACUCAGUUGCAGGUAUGGGUUUUGGCUUGCCCAUGGCAAAACAAUAUAUCGAGGUGUUUAAUGAAGCAGUAGGUGAUUCAACGAAGGGGCUGUUGACAGUGCAAACGUAUCCUAGGUGGGGAACCGACGUGUAUGUGAAAACAGUAGGUCAGUAA
Messenger RNA from Lodderomyces orthopsilosis Co 90-125, 1209 nucleotides. RefSeq names its product alpha-ketoacid dehydrogenase kinase family protein. Bases 1 to 1209 code for a protein of 402 amino acids. The record is from RefSeq and is a predicted model, not a curated record. Gene Ontology annotation, cellular component: mitochondrion. NCBI's taxonomy places the organism in Eukaryota, Fungi, Ascomycota, Pichiomycetes, Serinales, Debaryomycetaceae. The transcript has a single exon. Gene Ontology annotation, biological process: regulation of glucose metabolic process; protein phosphorylation. Gene Ontology annotation, molecular function: pyruvate dehydrogenase (acetyl-transferring) kinase activity.